AAUCGACUCUAGUCGUCCGUACACAUCAACGUGCACCGAAUAGGAGCCAGAGCCAACUCGUCACCGUCGGUUGGCUCUCUUCAGGCAAGUGAGGGUCACGAGUUGAAUCGCCACCGGCCCUUUCCUCUCUCACUCGUCAAGCCCAUUGAGGUGGAGCUUCGAUGGCGACAGUGCACCAACCCGCAAGCCCGCACCAACGACCAGACGACGUGAGGCUGCCUCGGUGCUGGCUGGCAGGCGUGCUUGACGACCAACUGCAGUCGUCUUUCCUCUUCCUUCCCAUACCACUCACACCGAUUAAAAUCAUGAACGCACCUCAGACUCGAAACUACCGCAAGCAAUUCGAGCUGAUUCGCGAGGGCCGCGACUUCUCGCGGCUCAUGCACCUUCCCGGCGACUUCUCAGAGGAGUUCGUAAUGGCAAUGACCGACGAGAAAUGGGGGCAGUGGUACAAGAGGAUGGCCCAGCGAAGGACCACCAUCUAUACCAGGAUCAAGAAGGGGGGAAAGGAGGUCAACCAACAGGAGGCCCGCAAGCAGCUGCUCCAGUACGAGCAGAGCUUCCUUUUGGCGGAGACAUCAACGUGCACCGAAUAGGAGCCAGAGCCAAUUCGUCACCGUCGGUUGACUCUCUCUCCAGGCAAGUGACGGUCACGAGACGGAUCGUCACCGGCCCUUUCCUCUCGCACUCGUCAAGCUCAUCGAGGUGGAGCUCCGAUAGCGGCAGUGCACCAAACCACA
Molecule: messenger RNA, 740 nt
Organism: Jaminaea rosea
Lineage: Eukaryota; Fungi; Basidiomycota; Exobasidiomycetes; Microstromatales
Exons: 2
Coding region: 162-596 (144 amino acids)
Source: RefSeq, a predicted model, not a curated record